GGCAGCGGCACCGCGGCGCGGCCGGGAGGAGGCGGGGGAAGCGGGGCCGCCGCGCGCUGCCGCAUGUGCCCGGAGCCCCGCGGCAGCCGCAGGAGCCGCAGGAGCCGGAGCCGGAGCGGGCAGCGCGGGCCAUGGCGGAGCAGGGCGCCCCGGCGGCCGCCGUGCCCAACGGCGGGGGCGCCGCCCGGCCCCUCGGCAACAAGGUGACGGUGGUGCUGGGCGCCCAGUGGGGCGACGAGGGCAAAGGCAAGGUGGUGGACCUGCUGGCGCAGGACGCCGACAUCGUCUGCAGGUGCCAGGGAGGCAAUAAUGCAGGGCAUACAGUUGUUGUGGAUUCUGUGGAGUAUGACUUCCAUCUUCUGCCAAGUGGGAUCAUCAAUCCAAAAGUCACGGCGUUCAUUGGAAAUGGUGUUGUAAUUCAUUUGCCAGGGCUCUUUGAAGAAGCUGAAAAAAAUUUAAAGAAAGGAAAAGGGCUAGAAGGCUGGGAAAAAAGACUAAUAAUUUCUGACAGGGCUCAUAUCGUAUUUGAUUUCCACCAAGCUGCUGAUGGCAUCCAAGAACAACAACGGCAAGAACAAGCAGGAAAAAAUUUGGGAACUACCAAAAAAGGAAUUGGCCCAGUAUAUUCUUCAAAAGCAGCACGAAGCGGACUCAGGAUGUGUGAUCUUGUUUCUGAUUUUGAUGAGUUUUCUGAGAGGUUCAAAGUGUUAGCCAAUCAGUACAAAGCGAUAUAUCCUACCUUAGAGAUAGAUAUUGAAGGGGAAUUGAAAAAGCUCAAGGCCUACAUGGAAAAAAUAAAACCAAUGGUAAGAGAUGGUGUCUAUUUCAUGUAUGAAGCUUUACAUGGACCACCAAAGAAGAUCUUAGUAGAAGGUGCAAAUGCAGCACUGCUGGACAUAGAUUUUGGCACGUAUCCUUUCGUGACUUCAUCAAACUGCACAGUUGGUGGUGUUUGCACAGGUCUGGGCAUGCCACCACAGAACGUCGGAGAAGUGUAUGGAGUUGUGAAAGCAUACACAACUAGAGUUGGAAUCGGUGCCUUUCCUACAGAACAAAACAAUGAAAUUGGAGAAUUGCUGCAAAUGCGAGGUAAAGAGUAUGGUGUUACCACCGGUAGAAAGAGAAGAUGUGGCUGGCUGGACCUUGUUCUACUCCGAUAUGCCUACAUGAUUAACGGAUUUACUGCAUUGGCUCUUACCAAAUUGGAUAUCUUGGAUGUAUUUCCAGAAAUCAAAGUUGGUGUUGCAUACAAACUAGAUGGUGAAAUCAUACCUCAUUUUCCUGCCAACCAGGAAGUCUUAAAUAAAGUAGAGGUUCGGUAUGAGACACUCCCAGGAUGGGACACAGACAUAUCAAAUGCAAGGACAUUCGAUGAGCUGCCUGUAAAUGCACAAAACUAUGUUCGCUUUAUAGAAAUGGAGUUGGGUGUUCCUGUUAAAUGGAUUGGAGUAGGGAAAUCCAGGGAAUCAAUGAUCCAGCUGUUUUAAAGAUUUCAGAUGCAUGGAAGAAAGCACACUCCUCAAAAGACUGCUCAUUCUUAAAUGCAUUGGUAGCCCGCAAAGCAAAGAUGUUGGAAAGAUAGAUUUUUUUUUUUUUUUUUUUGCAUGGAAAGAAAUGCUAAAGUUGAUACCCCUAAAUCAAUUGCUACUCCUGAAAGAGACUUUAACAUGAAACUGUGUCUAUUCUUAUUCAGCUGCAAAUUCAAGGACACUUGUUGUCAUUUGUUGUUCAAGGUGCCAUCAGAUUUUUUUUCUACACCUAAUAUUUUCUUCACAAUGUAAUUCCUAUUUGAUAAUCUAAGGUAUCAUUACUUUCAUGACUGUUUGUCUUUUGUUAUCCUCUCUGCUUUUGGCGGUGUUACUUCCCUGAAAUUUUAGACAGUAAAAAUAAUGCAGUUUUGCACAGAUAGUUUUACAUCCUCAUUAUUUGUAUUCCUAAAGCUGUUGUAUUCUUUAUGGCUGCUCUUGUGAGUGAUUAAAGAGAGGGAUUCUGAUUUUGUAAUGCUAUAAAUGCUGUCUAAAUUAUUGUGUGAUCUGUUUUUUUUAAAAAGGUGUGAUGCCAAAUUGUUAAGAUUGUCCAGCUUUUUUAGCUGUAUAGCACAGGAAGCUUACUCUUUGUAACUCACAGAGGACACUCAAAUGUUUACUGGAAAGUGUGCCCAGAAAGUUAGAAAAUUGAUAUUGUAAAAAGUUCAUUUGCGAUUAUUAAAGAACAGUUUUGAUUUUGAGUUAAAUGUUUUAUAACAUCUUUUUUUUAAAUUGUUUUUUAAUUUGGAAAUCCCUGCACUUCUCUACUUCCAAAGUGCAUGUUUCAGGAAACUGUUAUAUACUUACAGUUAGGCUGUUGUAGUUUCAGCAAAAUGAGCUUCUAUUUGGUGAGAAGUCUAACAUUUUGAUGCCCUUUUAAAUUCCUUUUUACAUAACUAGUAGAAGAUCUUUCUCUGGAGAGCUAACAAAGCACAAACAAUUUUGUAAUUCUAAAUUGAAGAUGCUUUAGAAAUAACAUGAAGAAUGUUCCAUGUAUUUGCCUUAGAUGUAGGGAAAAUAAGUAUUCACCUUAUGACAUUGACAUAUUUUGGUUUAUUAGUGUUGUAAAACAAUCUAGAAUGAUUUUCAUUUAUAACUGUUAUGAUUUAAUACAAAGAAUCUGUUUUUUUGGCAAUAACCCAUAACUACAUAUUCCUAUUCCAGAUUUUUUGACGAUGACUUUGUUUCUAUCCAUUAUAUCGUGGUAUUCGUGUGCUUCUUUUUCACUCCAAAUAAAAUUUACUUUUCCUAAAACCAA
Messenger RNA from Oxyura jamaicensis (ruddy duck), 2784 nucleotides. It is a transcript of the gene ADSS2, whose product is annotated as adenylosuccinate synthase 2. Lineage: Eukaryota; Metazoa; Chordata; Aves; Anseriformes; Anatidae. Bases 132 to 1487 code for a protein of 451 amino acids. The transcript is spliced from 13 exons. Gene Ontology annotation, biological process: IMP metabolic process; 'de novo' AMP biosynthetic process. The record is from RefSeq and is a predicted model, not a curated record. Gene Ontology annotation, cellular component: cytoplasm. Gene Ontology annotation, molecular function: adenylosuccinate synthase activity; GTP binding.